Molecule: messenger RNA, 723 nt
Organism: Penaeus monodon (black tiger shrimp)
Lineage: Eukaryota; Metazoa; Arthropoda; Malacostraca; Decapoda; Penaeidae
Product: keratin-associated protein 5-9-like
Exons: 5
Coding region: 1-723 (240 amino acids)
Source: RefSeq, a predicted model, not a curated record
AUGGGCGGGGAGUGCCACUCUGAGUGCCAGGACGAAGAGAGAGCCUAUUCUCGUUGCUCAAGCGGUUGCAGGUGUUGCGUUCCUGACCGCAAGUGCAGUUCGACUCCCUGGAAGUGCAAGAAACUGGGCGGUGCUUGUGAGAUUCUUGAUCUGAUCUCCUUAAGUGUCUGUGAUUCUGUGGAUCUGACGGCCUGUCCUGGCUGUGGGUGCUGUAUUAAUUGUAGAGCCCAGUACAACAAAUCGUGCCUAAAGCUCUACAACGGCUCCUGUAAAUCCAAGUGCGAUUCUUCCGAACUUGAAAUACAGAGAUGCGAGUCCGGGUGCGUUUGCUGUGGGUGUCGCGCGAAGAGGAAGUGUACAUCGAGAGGAGGUCUUUGCGUCCCCAGCAAGGCGCACUGCAAGGGCACAGCGUACAGCGCUUGGUGUUAUAGAAGCUGCUUCUGCUGUGUCCCAGAUAAACCUUGUGGGUGGAACACGCCGAAGUGUUUGGAAUAUUCCGGAUACUGUGGCAAAUCCUGCUCAGGCGGAGAAGUGGCUUUAAAUGGGAUAUGCGGAAAGUCAAACUGCGUCUGUUGCAUCAGCGACCCGUCCCCGUGUGCCCAAGGGGAAUGCCCCAGGGUAGGCGGCAGAUGCUCUCGGGUGUGCCCCUCCUUCAUGGAUUCUGUGCCUGAGCUGUGCCCAGGGGAAAACUGCACGUGCUGCCUGUACCUGAAGGCAAAGUGA